AUGAGUUCUCUAGUGAAGCUUGCUAGCUCAUUCAGUGGCCCAGACCUUUUCGUCGCCGUCUCUUUUGUCAAGAGAUCCAGUCUUCCUCUCCCUCCUGGGCCUCCAAAGACAUUCUACUUUGGGAAUGCGCACCAGAUUCCUUCCAAGUUCAAGUACUUGAAGUUCAUGGAGUGGUCAAAGCAGUAUGGUGACGUUAUGCACUUGACCGUGUUCGGUGCCCCGGUCAUCGUCCUCAACAGCGUUGAAGCGGUCACCGAUCUUUUGGAAAAGAAAUCCGCCAUCUACUCUUCUCGCCCUCGCUCACAUAUGGCAGACAUCAUGGGUUACUCCUCCUCCACACUACUUGCACCUUAUGGAGAGCCUCUCCGCCGCUCUCGCAAGCUCAUGUCUGCUGCCCUCAACUCUCGUGUCUCUAAAACUUACCACCCCAUCCAAGAGCGUGUCGCUCAAGACUUCGCCUACUUGCUUCUUGAGAACCCCCAGCAGCUGAAAGACAACAUCAAGCGGGCGACCGGGAGUGCAAUCCUCGAAAUCUCUUAUGGCUACAAGCUGACUGGAAAGGACGAUCCACAUCUCCCGCUGGUAGAGCAGGCCACACACAAUUUCGGUCUGGCCGUUUCCGGUGGCUUCUGGAUUGAUUAUCUCCCAUUCCUGCGUUUUGUUCCUCUUCCUCUGUGGUGGCCGUCCACAAGGAAGUACAUCCAAGAUGGUCGCUCUCUCUCCGUCAGAAUCCGUGAAGAGCUCCAUCAGUAUGUCAAGCGUCAAAUGGCUGCGGGCACUGCAUCGGCAUCAUUCACUUCCAUGCUUCUCCAAGCCAAGGGAACUGUCACGGGAGAGGACGACGAAGAGGAAAUGAUCAAGCGUACUUCCUCCAUCUUGUACGGAGCCGGAAGUGAUUCAUCUUGCGCCCUCCUUGAGGCUUUCUUCCUGGCAAUGAUCCUCCACCCUGAAGUCCAAAAGAAGGCUCAAGCAGAACUCGAUGCUGUUAUUGGCAAUGAACGAUUCCCCACCAUGCAAGACAGAAGCCAGCUUCCGUACAUGGACGCGAUCAUCAAGGAGACCAUAAGAUGGGCUGCUGUUGUUCCGCUUGCUGUCCCCCAUGCGCUCAUUGAAGAGGAUGAAUAUCGCGGUAUGCGCAUCCCUAAGGGAUCCACUGUGAUUGGAAACGUUUGGUCCAUCUUCCACAACCCCUCCGUAUACGAGAAGCCAUUCGAAUACAUUCCAGAGCGUUUCUUAGCCCCGAAUCCUCCCCUCGAUCCGUUCUCUCUAGCCUUCGGAUUUGGUCGCAGGCAAUGCCCCGGUAUGGACGUCGCGUCCGCCACUGCAUUCCUUUCCAUGUCCACUACUCUCCACUCGUUUGAUAUCCUUUUCGCGAAGGACGCUAAUGGGAACGAUAUCAAGCCUAAAGUUGAAUGGUCUCACGGACUCAUUGCGCACGCCGCCGAGCAUCCCGCAAACAUCGUUCCUCGUAGUGCUAAGGCAGUCGAGCUGAUCCGCACUACUCACUGGGGCGCUGAUGAAUAAGAAGACGCUCAGAGUUCUUGCUGGAACGGUGCCACCUGCAUGUCCAUAACUAUUACUCAACAUAUCAAAACGCACCAAACCCUGUAAAUGUAUACGUGCUCGGUAUUAAUGUCAUUUUGUAGCGAAUACCAAC
Molecule: messenger RNA, 1657 nt
Organism: Cantharellus anzutake
Lineage: Eukaryota; Fungi; Basidiomycota; Agaricomycetes; Cantharellales; Hydnaceae
Product: cytochrome P450
Exons: 9
Coding region: 1-1524 (507 amino acids)
Molecular function (GO): oxidoreductase activity, acting on paired donors, with incorporation or reduction of molecular oxygen; monooxygenase activity; heme binding
Source: RefSeq, a predicted model, not a curated record